UAUCUCGUGCUGGCUGGCUGGCCAAAAGUGGGAGUGAUAUGUGCCGUAUGGUUGGUGCCAAGGGGACCGAAUUGAGCAGCGCCUGCUCCACCGAGUAAUGUAAUCCAGGAUCGGCCCAACCGGGGCACAGCGCGGCGUGGAAAUGUUAGUAGGCAGCCGAAGAAAAGCGGAAACAUGGGUGCACAGCUUUUCGGUGGACAACGAAACGCGCAAGUACAAGAGCUUCACCGUCUACCGCAUCACUUCGAUAGUGUUUCCACGUUCCGCACCCGAAGCCCUGACCCGUGUGAUCCUCUGGAAGCGCUUCAGUGAGGUGAAGAAGCUGUACAAGGAGCUCGUACGGCGACACCGAGAGCGGCACCUGACGGGCACGGUACCGGAACUAACCGAACAGUCCUACUUCAAGCGUUUCGACCCGUCGAUCAUCGAGCAGCGGAAGCGGUACAUACUGCGUCUACUGGAAUUUGCCGGCCAAGAGCCGAUCCUGUACCGUUCGCAUGCUUUUGUGAGCUUUUUCGCCCGAGGAAUAUCGGUAGACGACGAGGACGAUAGUCCGGUUCCGAUUGCGACCGCUAUCGAGGCGGAGGAAAAUGGAAAACCGGAACGCGUUACCACUGGCGGCCGUUCGGUGAAUGGUGGUGGCGGUGCAUCGGAUACGGCGGCCAAAGGUAAUAUUGAGACAAUAAGGCAGCAGCUUGGAAUACGGCGACCGGUGGAGCUGAGUUUGGUCGAUCCGAGGCGCGAUGUCACGAUCGAGACGACGCCUUGCUGUUCGAGUACGAGUGGUGGAGAGGGAGAAGAGGAUGAGGAUGAACUGGAUGGAUCAGAGACACCGCAACCAGCACCAGCACUGACGGCAGCGAGUGAAGCAGAUGGGUGCAGCAGUUCCGGUUCACUGAUCGGCUCCGAGACGGGCUCUCUGGCACGGGAAACCUCGGAGGAGGAGGCGGCUGCAGCGGCGGCCAUGGACUAUCUUGUUGACGCGGCCAUCGUAUUCAGCAAAGCGGUCGAAGCCGAAGCAAACGGUGACUACAAGGAAGCGUUCGAGCGGUACAAAGCAGGCAUCGAUCGGUUGCUAAGCGGUGCGAAGGAUGAUGCAAACGUCACUCGUCGACGGAUUGCCAAAGAGAAAAGCUGCAAGUAUGUUUCGAAAGCCGAAGAGAUCUACGAACGGCAUCUGCGGGAAGACGAAGGCCAGGGUAACUGUGCCGGUGAACAACCGGAACUGAGCCCGAUUUCACCCGAUGAUCCCAGCUCGCCGAUACAGCUGCUCGAGCGGCCACUGAACUAUCUGUCCCGGUACAAGGUCGUUAAGGUGAUUGGUACCGUGAUGCAGGUGCAGGAUGUAACCGAUAAGCAGUUUUACAUCAUGAAGAGCAUAAGGAGACCGUUGCCGUCAUCGGCCGGUGGACUGCCGGUCCCUAGUGCUGCCGUCUUCCCACAGGACGUGCCUUACAUGGUACCGCUGGUAGCGUACUUCCAGUCGACGGAUGGUUGCAUUUUUCUGCUGCUCCGUCUCGUGUGUGCCGGUAAGCUGUGGGAUUUCAUUCGUUCCUACCGUAAACCACCAACCGAACGCUAUUGUGCAACGCCACCAUCGGAGGAUGGGGAUGGGGAGUUGCUUGAAAGCGGUGAAGUGGUGCCACGGGAAGAGGAUCGUGAAGCGGAUCCACGUGGCGUUGUCGAUCGAUGCGAUGCCGGAUUUUUGAAUCUCAUCCAGGAGUACAGCAAUAGUAGCAACGCAACCAGGGGACCAGUAGGCGAGCAGCGGAAGGAGGAGGACGAGGGCGCGCAACAACAACUCGAACAUUCCACUUUGAACAAGACUGAAGAGUGGGCCAGUGAGCGAUCUACGGUGGCUAUGGAUGCAACGGAUGAUGGUGCUUUCGAUACCGAUGAGAUUGGAACGGAGGCACACCCCGAUGGAGACGAUGAGACCGUGGAACUGGAGAGCGAAGAACGAAGGGGUUCGAUUGAAGCUGACGCACCAGUGGUUCCUUCUUUCGAUGUCCUCUCCCAGGAUAUGGACGUACAGGAGCUUCUGUCCUGCAGCCAACAACUCCUGAAGGUGGUAGCCCAAACACUGGAAGAAUCUAGCGACCAAGCGGCGGAACUCGAGUCGGCGCGGGAAGAGGGAGAGCAGCGAUCGAAAGUUGUCGAAAGCAGUAACAGUAUAGCUGGCGACCACCAGGAACUGGAAGAGGCCGCCGUCGAUGGUCGAGUAAAUAGUAAAUCUCACUCUAGUCAAUUAGCUUUAGCGAAAACGGCCGGACGGACGACAAGUAUUAACGAUAACGAUGGACGACCUAGUAGCAAGGAGUGGCCGAACGGAAUGCAACAGGGAUGCACCGGGGAUCUACUACCGGAGGGUGUCGUACGUCGAUGGAUCAGCGAACUGGUGAUCGCCGUUGAUGCUCUUCACUUCAAUGGAAUCGUUUGCGGCGAUCUGACGAUGGAUAACCUACUGCUUGGCCCCGAAGGACAGCUGAUGCUGACGUACUUCCAUCGGCGUGGUGAAUCGUUCUUCAACCAGCAAGCAAUGACCACCGGAAGCAGUGUCACGGUUGCACCGAAACAGUCAGCCAUCCGUGGUCUUUACGUGGCACCGGAGCGUCCACUGGAACCCCGGUCCGAUUACUGGUCGGUCGGUGUGAUCAUGUUCGAGCUGCUAACGAAACGAUCCUUCGUCGCCUGCCACCCGUCCGGUGUGUUCUGCUACCACGAGGUCCAGUACCCGGAGGGCGUAGAGGUUUCGAGUGAAGCGCGGGAACUGUUGGAAGGACUGUUGCAGCCGGACGUGGAGCGACGGUACGACUUCAAGCGGAUCAUCGCCAGCCCGUUCUUUCGCAGCGUCGACUGGAGCGAAGUGAAGCAACGUGGACACCACUCUUGGGAGAGGGUUUCCCGCGGGAAAAGACUCUAACGGGCAGGAGGCCACAUCUUCGGAUACACUGACGUUCGUGUGUAUAUGUGUGUUUGUGUGCGUUUGUGUGCAUAUUGGGUAAAACAGUAGAUCUACCCCCGUGAA
This is a messenger RNA of Anopheles aquasalis, 3028 nucleotides long. Its product is annotated as ribosomal protein S6 kinase delta-1. The record is from RefSeq and is a predicted model, not a curated record. Gene Ontology annotation, molecular function: protein kinase activity; phosphatidylinositol binding; ATP binding. Lineage: Eukaryota; Metazoa; Arthropoda; Insecta; Diptera; Culicidae. Gene Ontology annotation, biological process: protein phosphorylation.